This is a messenger RNA of Vanderwaltozyma polyspora DSM 70294, 669 nucleotides long. It is a transcript of the gene RPC25, whose product is annotated as DNA-directed RNA polymerase III subunit RPC25. Gene Ontology annotation, molecular function: DNA-directed RNA polymerase activity; DNA binding. Lineage: Eukaryota; Fungi; Ascomycota; Saccharomycetes; Saccharomycetales; Saccharomycetaceae. The record is from RefSeq and is a predicted model, not a curated record. Bases 1 to 669 code for a protein of 222 amino acids. Gene Ontology annotation, cellular component: RNA polymerase III complex. Gene Ontology annotation, biological process: transcription initiation at RNA polymerase III promoter; DNA-templated transcription. The transcript has a single exon.
AUGUUUAUGUUGACCAAGAUCAAAGAUUUAGUGAGGAUUCCUCCAGAUCAAUUUCACAGAGAUUCUGCAUCUUCUAUAACUCAUCAAUUGAAUAAUAAGUUUGCCAAUAAGGUUAUACCUCAUGUCGGGUUAUGUAUUACUGUGUAUGAUCUUCUCGAGGUUGAUGAGGGUCAAUUGAAGCCUGGGGAUGGUUCUUCUUAUAUCUAUGUGACGUUUAGGGCAGUGGUAUUUAAGCCAUUUGUUGGUGAGAUAGUAACAGGUUGGAUAACCAAGUGUACAGCAGAAGGUAUUAAAGUAUCGCUAUCUGGUAUGAUGGAUGAUAUUUUCAUUCCAAAGAAUAUGUUGUUUGAAGGUUGUUUUUAUUCUGUGAGUGAAAAUGCUUGGGUUUGGCCGAUGGAUGAGGAGACAAAGUUAUAUUUUGAUAUUAAUGAAAAGAUUAGAUUUAGAAUUGAACAGGAAAUAUUUGUAGAUGUGAAGCCAAAAUCUCCAAAAGAACGUGAACUUGAAGAGCAGGCUGCUGCUGCUGCUGCUGCCGCCGCUAAUGUCAGUUCUAAUGCUGGUGCUUCUCAAAAUGAACAAGAAAAGACUGUGGUUGAAAAACCUCCUGCAUAUGCCCUUUUGGGUUCUUGUCAAACUGAUGGUAUGGGUUUAGUAAGUUGGUGGGAAUAG